AUGUCAGACCAGGAAUUGGAGGUGUCCGCUCUCGGGUUGGGAUCCAGCAGAGCCUUCUCAGCCAGCCAACACGCACAACUACUUUCCAGCAGAGAUUUGAUGCCCGUCAGAAGAUUGGCCUCUCAGAUGCACGGCUCAAGUUGGGAGUCAAGGAUGCCCGGGAGAAGCUUUUGCAGAAAGAUGCCCGGUUUCGAAUUAAAGGGAAGGUACAGGAUGCCCGAGAAAUGCUAAACUCCCGAAAGCAGCAAAAUACGGUGCCCCAGAAGCCACGCCAGGUAGCUGAUGCUCGGGAGAAGAUCAGCUUGAAACGGAAUUCUCCUGCUGCCUUCAUGAGCCCACCCAUUGGAACAGUGGCCCCUGCUCUGAAGCUCACCAAAACCAUCCAGGUUCCACAGCAGAAAGCCAUGGUACCGCUUCAUGCCCAUCCUGCUGGAAUGAGAAUCAACGUUGUCAAUAACCAUCAGGCCAAACAGAACUUGUAUGACCUGGAUGAAGAUGAUGAUGUUACAGCUCCUGUUCCUAGUAAACAGAUGAAAUUCACAGCCUUAGGCAGCUUUAUCCCACACAUGUCUGGGCUCAGCAGUUCCAAGCUGUCCUUGUCCAAGGCCCUCCCUCUCACCAAAGUAGUCCAGAACGAUGCUUACACAGCUCCUGCUCUCCCUUCCUCUGUUCGAACAAAAGCCUUGACCAGCAUGUCCCGGACACUGGUGAACAAGGAGGAAGUCCCCAAAGAACUGCCGCCUGCUGAGCCUGUCCUCAGCCCCCUGGAAGGUACCAAGAUGACUGUGAAUAACCUACACUCUCGAGUCACUGAAGAGGACAUUGUUGAGCUCUUCUGUGUGUGUGGAGCCCUCAAGCGGGCUCGGCUGGUCCAUCCUGGGGUAGCAGAGGUGGUCUUUGUAAAGAAAGACGAUGCCAUCACUGCAUAUAAGAAGUACAACAACCGAUGUCUGGAUGGACAACCAAUGAAGUGUAACCUGCACAUGAAUGGGAAUGUUAUCACCUCCGACCAGCCCAUCCUGCUGCGGCUGAGUGACAGCCCCUCAGUGAAGAAGGAGAGUGAGCUGCCCUGCAGGGUGAAUUCUGCCUCCUCCUCCUCCUGCAGUCCGCCUGCCGGAGUGGACCCUGACACCAUCCUGAAAGCGCUCUUCAAGUCUUCAGGGGCCUCUGUGACCACACAGCCCACAGAAUUCAAAAUCAAACUCUGAGUGGGGAAGCAAGGCAGUCAGAGCGUUCUGGGAACAGAGGAGAGUAGCUCUGUUUCCCAAAGCCAAGUUUGUGACCAAUGGACCGUUGGACUGGAGACCCCAGAGUGUGGGAAGGGUGGCCUAGGUAGAGAGCUUCCUCACUGGACAGGACUUGCCUUUCUGUGAUGUGUUCUACCCUGUGUUCCUCCGUUGUUCCCAUUUCUUCUAGUAUGUUUUUUCUACUCUCCACCUCCUUGUCCAGGUAGGCUUGUGUUUCUCAGUGUCCCUUCUCCCCCUCAUCUCAGUCCCAAGUUGAAUUCUUAUCUGGAUCUGCGGCACUGCCCUCUUGAGUGGACCUAUGGGACGCAGGGUGGGAG
Chrysochloris asiatica (Cape golden mole) is the source of this 1564-nucleotide messenger RNA. It is a transcript of the gene POLDIP3, whose product is annotated as polymerase (DNA-directed), delta interacting protein 3. Gene Ontology annotation, cellular component: nucleus. The record is from RefSeq and is a predicted model, not a curated record. Gene Ontology annotation, biological process: mRNA export from nucleus. Bases 225 to 1208 code for a protein of 327 amino acids. Gene Ontology annotation, molecular function: mRNA binding. NCBI's taxonomy places the organism in Eukaryota, Metazoa, Chordata, Mammalia, Afrosoricida, Chrysochloridae. The transcript has 8 exons.